Messenger RNA from Ilex paraguariensis (yerba mate), 1218 nucleotides. The record is from the annotation of a GenBank genome assembly. Lineage: Eukaryota; Viridiplantae; Streptophyta; Magnoliopsida; Aquifoliales; Aquifoliaceae.
UUCAACUAGGCUACUCUUCAAUAAUUCCCGGAAUCAAAAGGAGUCUCUCAGUCUCAGAGCAUUAAGGAAAGUUAUAAGCCAAAGGGCCUAAAAGAAGGCUCUCAGCAGUAGCUUACACGAAACCUCUAUUCUCUCCAUCAGAGUAGAAGAAUAAUUGGUGGAUAACUGAUAAUCAGAUCAAUUGAUCAUCGAUCUGGGUAUCUGAAAUUCUCCACGCACCCCAUUUCUCUCUGAAGAUUUUUAGGAAAGAAAAAGAAAAAAUGGUGUCGGCAAAUAGGGAGAUGGUGGUGUAUUGCUUCGACACACUGGUCGCCCACUACAACAGCGAACAAACCCCUCCUCCUGCUUUCGAUGAGGGUCAACACCCAUUAUUUGUUACUUGGAAGAAAGUGGUUAAUGGUGGGGAGCCUCGUUUACGUGGGUGCAUUGGAACAUUGGAAGCUCGCUGCUUAAUCAAUGGUUUCAAGGACUAUGCGUUAACAAGCGCUUUAAGGGACCGCCGCUUCCCGCCCAUUCAGGCCAAAGAGUUACCUUUUUUGGAAUGUACAGUUUCCAUUCUGGUUAAUUAUGAAACUGCUCUCCAUUACCUUGACUGGGAGAUUGGAAAGCAUGGUAUAAUUAUUGAGUUUACUGAUCCUGACCAUAAUACAAGGCGAAGUGCCACAUACCUGCCUGAGGUGGCUGCUCAUGAAGGUUGGACAAAGACAGAAGCGAUUGACUCACUGAUGCGAAAAGCAGGUUACAAUGGAACCAUAACUGAGUCACUCCGAAAGCGUAUCCGACUGACCCGUUACCAGAGCACACUAUUCACCAUGCAAUACAGUGACUAUGUUGCAUAUGUCCAAACAACCAGAGGUGCUGCUCCCUCUGUUUCUGGGUCGAAGUUCGACAACUAUUGACUGUUUCAAACACCUUUAGUUGAAACCACAAACUAGAUUGGGUGGUUAGAUGGUAAAUUUAUUUGAAAGAAAUAAUGGGUUGGGAUGAAUUUAUUUUAUGUUCCAACCCAUUCCAGUAAUUGUUGUGAUCUGUCUCUGAAUUAUUCUUUUGAUUUGAAGAGAGCACCAGAAGUGCUCACUCGGGAUACUAUGCUCAUUGUGUGGAAUUCAUGUCCCACAGCCUCUUUGGGAGAGCUGCUAAGUUGUAAAACUUAUUACUGUAAAAUAAAUUCAUCCUGUGUGUUUCUUUAUGCUGUUUCAUAAUUCAGUUCAGUUUGUG